AUGCUGAACAAUUUGGGUACACGUCUUUUCAAAUCUGUUACCGAUCGAGCCGGUGAUUUGGGCGACAAAUUCGAGACACAAUUCGAAUUUCUAACGAAUAAUUUUACGGGUAGGUCAAAUUGGGCGUGGGAAAAGGGUACCUAGAGUUGGGAUAACUUGAAUUAUCCUAUGGUGAUUUUAGGAAAUCUUGAUUCAAAUUUGAACUACGUAGUGCAAGUGGUGGACACUUGAGUUAAGAUAACUCGACUUUCUAAAGGGUUUUGACUUAAAUUACCAUGCUUUUACUGAUUUCAAGCCUAAUUUAUAUGGUUGAUUUUGAUCUGGUAAUUUUCAUUUUUUUGGUCAGAAAAGAACAAGUGCUUUCGAGUUAGGUUAAGUAACUUGAGUUUUUUUGGUUUUUUUAGAUUGAAAUUCAAUUUUUCAGAUCAAAUUUACCUAAUUUACAAUGAAUUUCAGAUAAAAACCAUCUUAAAUUCUAGCAAUUCCUGCACAAAAUAUCACAAAACCCAAAUUUCCCGCUAAAAAUCUCCGAUUUUCAGCUGAAGUCGAUCUUUUCAUACAAGAAGCUGUGGAAUUAUCGACGUAUUGCAAAGUCACACUUGGUUUUUUGAUUAUUUUGUUGGUGAGUUUCAGUAUUCAAAUCAUGAUCUAGAAAUUCUCAUAAAUUUAACCUAGAAAACCUAAAAUUCGUCAAACUCAGACACUUGAACCCAACUUAUCGACCUUGAACACUAAUUUUUUUACAGAUUCUCCUAAUUUUCCGCUAUAGCGCAUUUGGAAUCCGCGUAAUGAUGAACGAGGGUCGAAGUUGGUUUCAUUACGGUAAAAGGCGAGGUGGAAAUGAUAAUGAGGAUGAUGCUGAAACUGCUCAAACUCGAACUGAAACUGAAAAUGAGCCGAGAGUAAGGAUUUCUCUCAAUGUCAAAAAAAACAGCUAGAAACCGGCUAAUUGCCAAUUUUCAGGUAAUUCUACUGAUGCCUGAUGAAAACGGUCAAGUUCGUAUAAAUCCCGAUGUUUCCAAGGGCGAAAAAACGAAGAAACAGAUACUUGACAAACUGGGUUCUUCCGAUUCACAAAAACAUCUUUUCAACAACAAAAAAGUUUGUUUGUUUUUGGGUUUUGCUUCAGGAGGAAGAAAAAGAAUACAUACUUAGAACAUGUCUCAAAUUUCUCACCUAAAAAUGUCUAUUUGAUUGCAGAAACCAAUGCUACCGCCGAGGAAAUAUGCAGACAACGAUAACAAUGAUAAUUAA
Messenger RNA from Caenorhabditis angaria, 1254 nucleotides. NCBI's taxonomy places the organism in Eukaryota, Metazoa, Nematoda, Chromadorea, Rhabditida, Rhabditidae. The record is from the annotation of a GenBank genome assembly.